Molecule: messenger RNA, 2124 nt
Organism: Protopterus annectens (West African lungfish)
Lineage: Eukaryota; Metazoa; Chordata; Ceratodontiformes; Protopteridae
Gene: SPIDR
Product: scaffold protein involved in DNA repair
Exons: 12
Coding region: 507-1667 (386 amino acids)
Biological process (GO): regulation of establishment of protein localization to chromosome; double-strand break repair via homologous recombination
Cellular component (GO): nucleoplasm; nuclear chromosome
Source: RefSeq, a predicted model, not a curated record
GGCAAAAACUUGUUUUCAAAAGUGCAAGAAGCCCAGUAAUAUUGAAUACACAUUUCAGCCAGAAAGUUGUUCUAAAGGAACGUUCAGAACCUAAGCAAGAAGUACUUGGUACAGAGAAGUUUCUGGGUAGAAAACUACUGCGACCUUGUUUAGCUCACGUAUUCACAUUAAGUGACAAAGGAGAACAUUUCAGCCAUACAGUAGAAACUGAAAAGGCUAUAUGUACAGAUACAUUGACAGCAUCAUCAGUGGUACUACCUCUAGUGGGCCGUAGCAAAUUACUGACCUCCAGUCGCAGCUUCAGUGACUCCCUCUUGGAGGUUAUUGAAAGUCAGGGAGUGGCAGGUUGGAGAGAGGUUUGUCUGCGAGUGGUUGUACAGAGGAUAUACUGCCUUCCUGCAAGAGAUGGCUUAGGUAUCCAGUUACUUCGGACUCAUCCUUCCUCAUUAGCAUCUGCAGGGCAACCAAAUGAAAGGUUAUGCUUCCUUGUUCAAGAUACUUAUGGUAUGUUUAGUGAAGUGCAGUUCCAGAACUAUGGCUUACCCGAGGAAGGCCUAGAACAGUACAGCAAGAAAUGGGAAGGGAAAUGUUGCUGUCUCUUGGGAAUGAAGGUCUUACAGAGAACUACAAGAGGAAGGUCACCAGGUCUCUUCAGUUUGAUUGACAGUCUGUGGCCUCCUUUGAUUCCCCUGAAAGUUCAUGGUCAAAGUCAAGAUAGUCAAGAGAUUGAUGGCAGAGUUCCUGCUCCUAGCUUUUGUUACAUUUUAGGUGCCUGUCCUGAUGAAAAGAGUGUAGAAAUGGUGGAGGAACCAGAACCUCAAGUACUGGACCUGUACUUGCCUCCAGUGGUGCACAGUCUGAAGACCAUUCUGCAGAAUGUUGGCAGUGCUUGUCGAUGCAGUUUCAAUGCACAAGUAAUUUUCAAGAGACUACAGGUUGAGAAUGGAGCCAGAUGUGGAACAGCUGUGUUUUCUUUGUAUGUCACUGACCCAGUGCUGCAAAAUGCUGCUCACCACGUCCCUCGGGUCCUACAGGUUGUUGUUACUUCAUCCUGCAUUCUUGGUGCUGAUGUGGUGGAUGCUGUCAGGAAUGCAUUGCCCUGCGUUAUCUUCUUCAGAGAUGCUGUAAAGGAAACGGAUAAAAUAAUUUGUGUGGAACGUACUGUACUGUCCUUGCAGUGGUCUCAGCAGUAUAGCAUUGAUGGGGUUGACUUCACUCAGAUGACUGGCCCUGUCAAACUGGAUGAGCUAGAUUCCACAACCAACUUGAACACGCUGUGCACUGUGAAAGGUACUGUUGUUGGAGUGGAUGAAGACGCUGCCUUUUCCUGGCCAGAGUGCAACAGAUGCGGUAACGGAAAACUUGUAGAAUCUCCUGGAGAUACGGGAUUACUAUACUGUAGACAUUGUCAUCAACCUGUCACUGAACCAGUUACCAAAAUGGAACUUGAAGUCUUUUUACAGUGUCCUUGGACACAGCACCCAGUAAAGGUGAAGUUGCAUCAAGAAACUAUUGCCUCUCUGCUGAUGUCAUCUAACAGAGAUGAAGGAGGUUACGAGUUAGAGUGUGUGCUUGGAAAAGAGGUGGGGCCACUCAGCUGUUAUGUUCGUUCUCUGGCCACACAUCCCUCCCACAAGAUUGGUCUAGAUGAAAUCAGGCUGAGUUGAAACAUAAAGAAGCUGGAAAAGCUGCUGGAGUUUUCCAUUGUCAGCAUGUCUGUUCUACCAUUAUAACCUGGAACUUUAUGGAAAUGCUGCAGACUACACAAAACCUAUCAAGGCAAAGUACAUCAAUAGUGCUGAAUGUAAAAGGGACUGACAUUCUUAGCACUGGUGGAUUUUUUCCUGACUGUAAAGUUUGAAGUUUAAAUAAAAUGUAUACAGAAAGCAUUUUAUGGAGUGUAUAAUUCAGAAAUAUCACGAUUAUUGCAGUCUUAUGCAAAUGAAUUACACUGGUAUUAAAUGUAUAUUUGACAGGAAGCAUCUGUAAUAAAAUUAAUUCCUGGUCUAAUAUUUGUCAUGUUUUGCACUUUUAACAGGUGCACUGAUGUUACCUUACCCUUCUGCUGAAAGUUGAAACAAACGGUACUUGAUAGGGCUUGUUACAAUAAAUACUUUUUUGGUA